GCCCUGAGCUCUAGCCAGGCAGGGCCCAAGCAGCGAGACGCACAUCGCGCGGCGCGACCCUCCCUUCACCCGUCGCCCCCGCCGUAGUAGGGUCCCACGGCCACCCUAGGGCGCGCCGAGUGGACAGCGCCACCACCUGCCUCUGCCAGCCUCUGCUCCUGCCGGGGACCCUAACUUCGGUCCCCUGGUAGCCCCUGGGAGAAAGUUCCCGGAGCUACUUCCGGGGAAAGAGGCGCCACCUGUCUGGGGCACACCCUUUUGCCGAGUUUCUCCAGGUCAGUGUCUCUGGCCGCUUGGCAAGGGCCAGGGCGCCGCCACCGCCAGCUGAGAUCCUGAAACCGGAGACCGCAUCUUUUAAAACCGAGCAGUGGACCGUCCUGAAAUGGAAGGCGCCCGCCCAGGGCUGAAGGUGAUCAAGCAUGCCUGGUAGUCGGAGACCGGAAAUAAAAUCAGGGCCUGGAACGCCGAGUCUACGGAGAAUUUCACAGUAAUGAAUGAGUGCACUUAUGGAGGGAUGGAAGAAAACAAGGACAGACCCAAGAGGCCGAGGCAGAACAACUUCUCAAUGUUUCCCUCUCCCAAAGCCUGGAAUUUCAGAGGGCGGAAACGGAAGCAGAGUACCCAGGAUGAAGACGCCAUCAGCCUGUGCAGUCUUGACAUAAGUGAACCUAGUAACAAAAGGGUCAAACCCCUUUCGAGAGUCACGUCGCUAGCAAACCUCAUCCCACCCGUGAAGACCACGCCGUUAAAGCGCUUCAGCCAAACCUUGCAGCGGUCCAUUAGCUUCCGCAGUGAGAGCCGCCCCGACAUCCUCGCCCCCCGAGCCUGGUCCAGAAAUGCCACCUCCUCAAGCACAAAGCGGAGGGACAGCAAACUGUGGAGCGAGACCUUCGAUGUGUGUGUCAGUCAGGUGCUUACGGCCAAGGAGAUCAAGCGGCAGGAGGCGAUCUUUGAGCUUUCUCAAGGGGAAGAAGACCUGAUCGAGGACUUGAAAUUAGCAAAAAAGGCCUAUCAUGACCCCAUGCUGAAACUCUCAAUAAUGACAGAACAAGAACUGAAUCAAAUUUUUGGAACACUGGACUCUCUAAUUCCUCUACAUGAAGAUCUCCUUAGGCAGCUUCGAGACGUUCGGAAGCCUGAUGGUUCAACUGAGCACGUCGGUCCCAUCCUCGUGGGCUGGCUGCCAUGCCUCAGCUCCUACGACAGCUACUGCAGCAAUCAAGUCGCCGCCAAAGCCCUCCUGGACCACAAGAAGCAAGACCACAGAGUCCAGGAUUUCCUCCAGCGCUGCUUAGAAUCCCCCUUCAGCCGCAAACUAGAUCUCUGGAAUUUCCUUGAUAUCCCCAGGAGCCGCCUGGUGAAAUACCCUCUGCUCCUCCGAGAAAUCCUGAGACACACGCCGAAUGACAAUCCAGACCAACAGCACUUGGAGGAAGCUAUAAACAUCAUUCAGGGCAUUGUGGCAGAAAUCAACACCAAGACUGGGGAGUCGGAAUGCCGUUAUUACAAAGAGCGGCUUCUUUACUUGGAAGAAGGCCAAAAAGAUUCCCUGAUUGACAGCUCAAGGGUCCUGUGUUGUCACGGCGAACUGAAAAAUAACCGGGGUGUGAAACUACAUGUUUUCCUGUUCCAAGAAGUGCUUGUGAUCACUCGCGCCAUCACUCACAAUGAGCAACUCUGCUACCAGCUGUACCGGCAGCCCAUCCCCGUGAAGGACCUCAUGCUGGAAGACCUGCAGGAUGGAGAAGUGCGGCUGGGCGGUUCUCUGCGUGGGGCCUUCAGCAACAAUGAGAGAAUUAAAAACUUCUUCAGAGUCAGCUUCAGAAACGGAUCCCAGAGUCAGACCCACUCACUACAAGCCAAUGACACCUUCAACAAGCAGCAGUGGCUCAACUGCAUCAGGCAAGCCAAAGAGAAAGUUCUGUGCGCUGCUGGGCAGGCAGGGCUGCUUGACUCUGAGGGGCUGCUCCCGGAGCCCGGCACUGAGACCAGGGAGCCACGAGGAGAAACCAAACUUGAGCAGAUGGACCAAUCGGACAGUGAGUCGGACUGCAGUAUGGACACCAGUGAGGUCAGCCUUGAAUGUGAACGGAUGGAGCAGACAGAGGCCUCCUGUGCGAACAGCAGGCCGGAGGAGACUGUCUGACAGAGGGUUGUGCCUGCGCCUUAACCUGCUCAGUAUUGGCAUUCCACACACGAACAGUUUGGAGAGGCACGCUGUGACGCUUCUGUGCCCACGCACACGAGUCCCUUUGUCUGCAUCCUGUCCCUGGUACCGUAACUGCCGGCCCCUCUGCCAGCUGGGGCCUGCGGCAGCCCCUCCCCCAUCGCUCUCUCUCACAAGCGUCUGGGUGAGUGGAGAGUCACCCUUCUGGGUCUUUCAGAGAAUGAAGGACCUCUAAACUACUGCUGUUGUAUGGACUGUGUGACAAGUCCUUUGUCCCAUGCUUCUCUGGUGUCCCUGUAGCUCCUCGAGACAGUAGCUGAAGACCUGGAACUGAGAAAAGCGUUGCAGAUGGAGCCCAAGCGAAAACCAGGAAAGUCCAACCCUUGACGUGAACUCGGGCCCUGUGUUGUUCAACCAGAAAACAUCUCUGGGGGUUUCUGAGGUUUCACUUUGCAAAGGAGGAAGCCUCGUUCGAACCCUGUGGUCUCAUCCAGUGCAAGCUGAGCGUGAUAAUCAGACAUGACACAGAAUCGGGCUUCAGCAAGGCCAAGGCAAAAGCAGCCGCUGGAAGGGCCUGGUGGCGCAGGCCUACAACCCCAGCCCUUGAGACAGCAUACAGCGGGGAGGUCUGGAGUUCAAGAACAGCCUUGGCUGUGCACCAAGUUCUACGUCAAACUGAGUUCUGCUGGGAAAACAAAACCAAAAAGCUAAAAGUACCGGCCAGCUCUGAACAUCCAACUGAAGUGGGGUGGGUGGGUGUGGGAGGUGUUUGUCACAGCUAGUGGCUUGUCAAAGAGAGCCGUUUCCAGCCUGCAACGCCAGGAGAGAUUCCCAGGACUAGGAACCAUCUGCCAGGAUUCUGAGACACUGUCUGCCCCACGUUCCUUCCGCCUCAGCCACUCAAAAUGAUGCGACACAGACGGUGACUGCGUUGGUGACUCUGCUUACAAACAUGAGAGAAGGCCUUGGGAGUCAGAAAUAACGUCACCACCACCGAAGCCUCCUGUGAGAGCCACUGAAGUUGUCGUUAGUCUAGAGGAUCUUGGGAUUUCCGGCUCUGCUUUUGGGCCCUGAGUUUGAGUCUCUGGUUCUUAAGCUAUAAUCAGAAUGAUGGUUAAUUCCUCCAGAGCUCUAUUUCAUUAGCUCUGGUUCACUAGGAUCAGCUAGCUAGCCAAACAGGAAAGUUCUAUGUUCCAGCCUUGGUUUACAAAGCAAGGACGGGUAAAAAAAAAAAGACCUUGGAGGGGGGGAAAAGUUCACAAAAUACAUGGGACCGCUCCCUGCAAGUGUAAAUACUUAGGGGACAUGUACAAAAUUAUACCCACACCAGCACUAGAAGUAGUGAUUCUAAAUUAUUGCCAAAAACCUUUCUUUUUGUUAGUUUCUGCACCUAUCAAGUUUACAGAAAAGAAAGCAGCAAAAUACAAAAUGAUCCCUUUAUCAUGUACACGUGCCUUGUGCACUGAAAGAAGCUACGUGUCGAGAGUUACCAAGAGAAAAACAAGGUAUUAUUGCAUUAUUUUUUUCAAAACAAAUGUUAUGAUCGGUUGUACCCUGUAAAGCAUAUUUCUGUAUUUAUAGAUUUUUAACCGUGGUGAAUUUUUUUUAUUGCAAGUUUAUUUAAAACCAUUUUGUUUCUCAAAUUGCUGAUUUAGUGAAUGAGUCUGCUGCACACAAACGGAGAGAAAGCCGAGACAGGACACUGGAUGGUGGUGAAAACCCGAGCUGUUCUCUGUAGAGCUGCUGCUGGCCACUCUGGCCAGUGACUUACGAAAAGGUCUCUGUCAGGGUCAGCCUAUGGGGAGAGAGUGGGCGAAUGCUUUGGUGAAAUGAAUACUUCUUGUAUAACGGCCUUAAAAUUCUCUGGAAGCAUUUCAAAUAAAUUGCAUUAAAAACA
This is a messenger RNA of Mesocricetus auratus (golden hamster), 4064 nucleotides long. It is a transcript of the gene Arhgef3, whose product is annotated as Rho guanine nucleotide exchange factor 3. The transcript is spliced from 13 exons. Gene Ontology annotation, biological process: intracellular signal transduction; positive regulation of Rho protein signal transduction. NCBI's taxonomy places the organism in Eukaryota, Metazoa, Chordata, Mammalia, Rodentia, Cricetidae. Bases 491 to 2146 code for a protein of 551 amino acids. The record is from RefSeq and is a predicted model, not a curated record. Gene Ontology annotation, molecular function: guanyl-nucleotide exchange factor activity.